Glarea lozoyensis ATCC 20868 is the source of this 1596-nucleotide messenger RNA. Its product is annotated as Cytochrome P450. The record is from RefSeq and is a predicted model, not a curated record. Lineage: Eukaryota; Fungi; Ascomycota; Leotiomycetes; Helotiales; Helotiaceae. Bases 1 to 1596 code for a protein of 531 amino acids. The transcript has 2 exons. Gene Ontology annotation, molecular function: iron ion binding; heme binding; oxidoreductase activity, acting on paired donors, with incorporation or reduction of molecular oxygen.
AUGUCUUACGCCGAAAUUCUCGUUCCAAGUGUCCGCAACCUUUUCGCUGCUUUAGGUGUCGCCAUCGCAUGCUUCUUCAUAUGGAUCAUCAAGGCCAUCUUUUUCCCACCACCACCUCCUAAGCUUGACUUUCCAGUGGCCUCGAUCAUUCCGGGAAACCUCACAGACUCGAUCUUGGCAGCGAGAAAACAAUGGCCGACAGAACCUUUUGUUUUACCCAUGAAACCCCAAUCCUGGGUCAUGCUUCCGCAUUCUAUGAUGACGGAAAUUAAGUCGCAGCCAGAAGAAAAGGUCUCUUUCAAGAAGAUGUCUUAUGAGAGAUUUCUGGGUGAUUAUACAGGGCUUGGGCAAUCGAAAUCGCCUGCUGCUAUUAAUGCCAUCAAGAUUGAUCUGACAAGAAGCGUGAAAAAGAUCCUUCAAGAUCUCCAGGAUGAAGCUGAAUACUCUUUCAACAAGGAGAUCGGGGUACUACCUACCUGGACCUCGCUUCCAGUCUACAUGACAUUCAUCAAUAUUGUCGCUGCCUGCAGUGGCCGUGCCUUCGUCGGUCUCCCCCUUUGUAGGGACAAAGAAUGGCGCGACGCAACAAUAAACUUCACCUACGAUACUCUGGGCUCCGUCCACGCUAUGAAAAAAUACAACAAAGCACUCUGGCCCUUCGUCGCUCGUUUUGUACCAGAGCUCCGCAAGCUAAAAUCCUAUCGCGAGUUUGCCGCCCGCAAACUCGACCCCCAGAUCCAAACCAUUAUUCGAAGUUACAAGGACAAAAGUAUGGGUCUAAAAAGCGACGAGGCAAACGCCGACAUGGAAGCUAUCAAGCAUAACUACAACCUCGUACACUGGACCAUCGGCCAACACGAUCACCCCGAAUUAGCUGAUGCUGCUGAAGUUGGCCAGAUGCAGAUGACAGCCGCGUUUGCGGCCCUCUCGCCCAUCGGAAUGUCCAUAUCAUACGCCAUCUUCGAUCUCGCGUCUCACCCCGAAUAUGCCGACGAGCUGCGCAAAGAGAUCAACGACGUCCUAGCCCAAGAGAAGCCCGAGAACGGCCAGCUCCAGAAAAGCAGUUUGCCCAAACUCAGAAAGCUGGAUAGUUUCAUGAAGGAAAGCCAACGGCUGAACCCCCCAUUCAUCACAACUAACACCCGUGUCGUCACGGCGCCCGACGGUCUUACGCUGUCAUCCGGCCACACCAUUCCCCAGAACGUCAUCAUCGCCUUUGGAAACCCUUUCCUGCCAAACUCAGAAGUCCAAUACCCGCCUCUCACAUCGCCGUCCCAGCCGCCGCUCAGCAACUUCUAUCCGUGGCGUUACAGCGAUCUGCGACAGAUCCCUGGGGAGGAAAACGCGCAUCAGUUCGUGACGGCUGAUGCCAAUAAUCCAUCGUUCGGAUACGGACGCCAUGCGUGUCCUGGACGCUUUUUCGCGAGCAAUGAGAUCAAGGUGUUGAUUGUGGAGUUGCUGAGAAGAUAUGAUGUAGCACUUGGACCGGAUGGAGAGGGGGUGAAGGAGGGCUUUGAGAGACCGAAGACGUUGGAAAUGGGGUUUGCGUAUGCUGCUAAUCCGAAGGCGAAGGUGUAUUUUCGGAGCAGGGUGUAG